AUGGAAUUGGCCAACAGAUGCAUGAAUUCAAAUCCGUUGGCGCGACCAAGCGCAUUUGGCAUGUAUUGCGAACUAGAUAAACUUUUUGACCUCCUAGUGAGCUCCGACGUCCUUCUCCCACCGCUUUCCAAGUCAACGUUAAGUCAUGAGGCGUUAGAAUUCGAACAAGCGGAUGAAAUAAUUCCCACUUUGUCGGUAAAAAGGGAAAUCCACCCGCAGGCGAUUUACUCGAGUCGUCUCAUAAAUUCGAAAGUAAAAACUAGCAUAAUCGUUCAAUCGAGCGCAGAGGAUAAAUUUGUGAGGGAGAGAUCCGAAAUUUAUGGAAUUUGCUUACACUGCAAACGGUUUUGCACCAAUUUUGGGUGGUGCCAAUCAUGUGAUCCAAUAAUAAUAAAUCAGGGACUGAUGAGCGGGAAUAGAGAGUUGGAUAAUUUUAUUAAAGCAAUUCAGCAUAGUGUUACGUCAUACGGAAAGGUGAUAGAAUGGAUACCCUUCAGUAAAUUCAAAGACAUCAAAAUGGUCGGCGAAGGGGGUUUUAGCAAGGUGUAUUCGGCCACUUGGAUCGGUGGAGUGAGACCAGAAUUUAAAUCUGAAAAACGUCACAACGAAAUGUGUACUGUCGCUCUCAAGAGCUUAAAGAGUGAUUCCAACCAAUUCUUGCAAGAGGAGUUAGAAAAACUUUAUCGCAUACUAUUUGGAGAGUCAAAGCUGAAUCAAGAGGAGCUGGCGGUCAAAAAAGAAUUUGACAAAGCUGACGAAAUAAUUCCUACUUUAUCAAUCGAAAGUGAAACGCAUCCGCAAGCUGUCUACACAAGUCGACUUAUGAAUUUUUCGGAUGUUCUCAGCUGCGAAGGAGCUGCAAGUCCUUCUCGGGCAAUUCCGCUGCAAGACAACGAUGGCACAAUUAGAUAUUAUCCCCAAGCCCUGGUAAAGCAGAUGCAGUUUCCUGCACAUCCGGAAUUUGAAACAUACGACAUUACGGCAUUGUUUAGUUCCUCGGCCAACUUAUUUUUCAAAGGUGAUUCCGCGAUACAACUCGACCAAUAUGAUUUCGAAUACAUCGUCACUCAUGAUUAUCUUCCUGAAGUUUUGGCCUUGACUCCAUACCCUCAGUUUUUGGAUGACAUUACAGAUGUGAAUCAACCUGUCACAUACACGGGCUUUGUCGAAAUGGCCUUCGAUGGAUACAUACUAUUGACUGACUUUGGUGAUACGGUAAAGAUGACGACCCUAGCACAACGGAUAGACCAUUUUACGUCCACAGGAGAAAAGUUCACAUCGGUAGACUCAUUCUCAAAUGCAUUUGUAAGCUCUUCGCAAUACGCGAUCGGAAACAAUUUAUUGGUCGCAGCUCAAACUCCAUACACCAUGAAGUUCGUGACGAACGGCUCUAGUUCUGUUUUCCUUGAAACAAAACUAAUCUUUACCGCUGGUUCUAGUAUUACUCACGUGGAUACAGCGUACUCGUCCACACCUGACUUUUUGAUGGUGUACAAGGCCGAACAAGGCAUUAGUCUUGAUGAACUUAUCAAAAUAAACGGAAACGCGCCAGGCGGGGCAAUAGGUCCUAAUCUCACCAAAAUCAUGGAAACCUUGGGAUAUGCCACUCCCGACAACCCAUCACCCUAUAGGCCCACCCUACCGAAAUCAAAUACGGCCACCAAGAACCUUCACCCUUCCCCAAGCAUGCCGAUCGGUUUAAUUGUCAUCAUCAUUUAUCUAUUAAUCUAA
Messenger RNA from Acaulospora colombiana, 1731 nucleotides. The record is from the annotation of a GenBank genome assembly. NCBI's taxonomy places the organism in Eukaryota, Fungi, Glomeromycota, Glomeromycetes, Diversisporales, Acaulosporaceae.